AUGAUUUUGUCUUUUGUAACAGACAAGACCGCCCCUGAGAAAAAGCCCCGGGGAAGGCCUCGUCGGACUCCAGCGGUUCCUCCGCUCCCUUCUCACGAAAAGCCCCAGGCGGUCAGCCGGUCACCGGAUAAGGCCUCAGGGAAGGUGAAUGGGUCCCCAGAAAGGCCCCUGGUGUCUGGACAGAAGAGGAGAGGCCGUCCCCCUAGGUCUGCCCAGAGUGGUAAUGCGGGUGCAGGGGAGCACCAAGGCGGAGGGCGGCCGGGCAAAAGGGGGUGGGUUUGCGGCCAAAAUGUGCCCGAGGGCGACAGGGAGAGGCAGUGGGGCACCCCCAUGGAUCGACGUUUCCACAGGACCAAAGUGAAGCUGAAGUCCAGCCUCAGGGCAGUUGGAAGGAAGGGGGUGGCUAUUCCUGUGGCACCACGGCGAAGACGGGGGCGUCCCCCAUCCGCGGAGCGACUCAGGGCGGCGGUCCCCAGUGCCUCAGGCCACUCGGGGCCCUCCAUGGGGGUAGGACCAAAACAAAAGGCCCUUGGGGAUUUAGACCUUCCUACUCCUCAGCAUUUAAAACUCAGGACAACACAAACUACUGAUGAGGUCACAGACUCCGCCUCCAACAGUUCCCCAGCGCCUGCUGCACUGAGGAGGUUCCUGGGGGUCCGGCAGAGCCCGCGGCACGUAAAACCAGCGUGCAUGGUUCCACCUGCCCGGCGCAGCGAUGCUGCCAUCGCCAAGCAGCUGCUGCAACGCGCCAAGAAGGGGGUGGCCGUGAGGGGAUGUCCGGGCGGGCCCGGCCGGGACAGGGCAAUGAGGAGGAGGUGGACCCAGCUGAAGAACAUUCGCCAGUUCCGAAUGCCUGUGGUCAGCACCAUCUCCAUGCGUGUCAUUAAGACCCCAAAGCGGUUCAUGGAGGAUGAGAUGGGUUUCAGGGCUCCGCCACCCCAUGCCAAAAUGGCCCGUCUGGAUGCUGCUCCCUCUGCCUCCCUCCCCCUGCCUACCUCCCCGGCCUCCGCCAUCCCAGGUGCCUCUGCUCCUGCUGGGGCUGCGGCCUGCAUUGCCGGCGUGGCCCCGCCGCCCGCGGGCUCUACGGUCAGCAGCACAGCUUCCCAGCAUUCCUCCCGCUCCAGCAGCCCCAGCCUUGACUCCUCCAGUGAGGCGCAGUCCCCGCCCCCCCCGGUGCGUCCCCCACCCCCCGGCUCCGAGCGGGGCCGGACGGUGACGUUCGGCCGGGGCAGGAGGGGGAGGAGGAGAUGCUUCAUCAGCCCAGCCACGGGCCUCCUGCGGUCUUCCUCAUCCCAGCAGGUCUCCCCCUCAGCAUCGUCAUCCUCCCUGCCCCCUCCCCCCCUCCUAGCGCCCCCCCACACCCUGCGGGCCACGUCCCCCACCUCUGCUGUUGGGGAGCGUCGCCCACACCACCACCCCGCCUGGGUCAUGCCCCACCCCAUGGCCCCCUUCCUGCCUCCCCCGCCAGUGCUCUCCCCCCUGCAGGACCAUCAGCGCUCCAUCUUGCGCCAGCCCACCUUCCGCUGGACCUCUGCCGUCGCCCCACGCCAGUGCUUCUCCUCCGCCAAAUACGCCAAGGAGGGGCUUAUCCGCAAGCCUGUAUUCGAUAACUUCCAGCCUCCUCCACUCACCGCCCAAGACGUCGGACUGCUGCCCCCAUGUGCCGGAGUGGGGGCGGGUUCAACCUUCACCGCUCCGAACAGGGGCACCGCGAUAGGGGGAUUCUACCCACCACUGCCCCACCACCAUCUACAGCCCUCCUCCCGCUUUGGGGUCCCCCUUCACAAACUCCGACCCCCGCUCCACAAGGUCCGGCCUCUUCUCCGAGCCCCCCGUUUCACGCCCAGCGAGGCGCACUCCCGCAUCUUUGAGUCCGUCACCAUCCCUCGGCCCCGGGCGGCCUCGCUGUCCGAGCUGCGGGCCCAGUCCCUCAUUGGCCAAGGAGCGCGCCGCAGGAGGAGGGGUCAGCUCCGGACGCCCUCGCAUUCCAUGACAACCCGGAGCAGCCAGUCAGGAGCACCGGCAGGAAAAGGCCCCUUGCAACCAGGAAACUCUGUUGUCAGCCCCCUCCCCACACGUGCCUUAACCCCUGCAUCUUUCAGCACCUUUAUCACUCGGCCCACCAGUCUGCCAACUGAGCCCACCAUCCACAGGCCCUCUUCCUCAUCAUCUUCCUCAACGCUCCUCAUGUUUGCGUCCAGCCUCGCGGCAGCUGGCCGAGGGCAAGGUUUGGGAGGGAAGGAGAAGGCGCCCUUGUCACCCCAGGAAACGCUUGUCAAGGAGAAGGACACAGAGGAGCAAAAUGUUGAAGAGAACAAAAGAGAGAUAGAGAAAGAGUGUGAGAGGAGAGGGAUGGCUGUUGCCUCUGCGGGCAUUUCGGGGGUGGCACUCAGUCCCCUCAUUGCGGGAGGUAACGACACUGAGGAACCUCCUUUGUGUUCCACACCCAAAAAUCCCAACAUCGCAGAAGGCCUGCCCGCCAUAGGCCCUGGACACGAGGCGGUCGCUGACCUUUCCCCUGCCUGCCCCACACUCAGGUCCCCCGCCCCUACUCUUGACCCUGCCCUGGCUCCGGAGGGCAGGCAGCAGGUUACGGGACUCCUCAAGAAGGCCAAAGCUCAGCUGUGUAAAAUGGAGAAGGGCAGGUCCGUGAAGACCACAGAGCCACCUAAAGCACAGGACUUUGUGGACAUGCCAGGCCGGGGCCCACGCAUUAAGCACGUGUGUCGCCGUGCUGCUGUGGCUUUGGGCAGAAACCGCGCUGUUUUCCCUGAUGACCUGCCCACCUUGAGUGCCUUGCCCUGGGAGGAGAGGGAGAACAUCCUGUCUUCCAUAGGGAAUGAUGAUAAGUCCUCGGUGGCAGGCUCGGAGGAAGCGGAGGCUCCGGUCGCUCUGGCAAGGCCAGCGAUGAGGCCCAGGGUGCUGCCGGACUCCCCCGCGCGGGCGGGACGUCGCUCGCGCCGCUGCGGGCAGUGCGCCGGCUGCCAGGUCCCUGACGACUGCGGCGUCUGCGCCAACUGUCUGGACAAGCCCAAAUUCGGGGGGCGCAACAUCAAGAAGCAGUGCUGCAAAGAGAGGAAAUGCCAGAAUCUGCAGUGGAUGCCUGCGAAGAUGUUCCUCCAGAAACCAGGGAAAGCUAAGAAAGAUAAGAAAGAAAAACAAAUGUUUGACAAAAAGGAGCAGCCGGUCAAGAGUCCCCCCUCAGAGGGCGAUCCCAACCUCGCGUUAAAGGAGGAGCCUGCUCACAGCGAAACGCCUCCACAACCGCAGCCCCCGCCCUCCGCCCCAGACCCUGCUACAGCCCUGGAGCCCAAGCAGCGGGCAGCCCCCCUCCAGCAGGCCCCUCCACCUCAGUCCCAGCCCCCGGCACAGCCAAACCAGACGCCUCCCCAGAAAGGGAGUGCCACCAGUCCUCCCAGCGAACCCAAAGAAGAGAAGCAGACCCCCCCGAGCAGGUCUUUAAACUGGCUGAGCACUCCCUCGACGGGGGGCGCUGCUGCGCCCAGCGACGGGGCGCGCGGCCUGCGGGGGGACUUCAGGGAGGACGGUGACGUGGAGAAGGUGUGGCGGGCGGGCGGCCUCAGCAUCCUGGCCUCCGUGCCCCACAGACCGCUCACUCUCUGCCUGCUGUGCGCCAGCAGCGGGGACCUGGAGUUUGUGUUCUGUCAGGUGUGCUGUGAGCCCUUUCACCUGUUCUGCCUGGGCGAGGCAGAGCGCCCCCUGCAGCAGCAGCGGGAGAACUGGUGUUGUCGACGGUGUCGUUUCUGUCAGGCGUGUGGCCAGCAGGAUCACAGGAGCAAGCAACAGCUACUGGAAUGUGAGAAGUGUGGAAACAGCUACCACCCUGAGUGUCUGGGGCCCAAGCACCCUCGUAGACCCACCAAGAAGAACAGAGUCUGGAUCUGCACCAGGUGUGUCUGCUGCAAGAGCUGUGGGUCCACCUCCCCUGGGAAGGCGGCCGAUGCCCAGUGGUCACAUGACUUCUCCCUGUGUCAAGAUUGCGCUAAGCUCUUCGUUAAAGGAAACUUCUGCCCUCUCUGUGACAAAUGCUAUGACGAUGACGACUAUGAGAGUAAGAUGAUGCAGUGUGGCAGGUGUGCGCGCUGGGUACAUGCCAGGUGUGAGAAUCUCACAGAUGAGAUGUAUGAGAUCCUGUCCAAGCUGCCUGAGAGUGUGGUAUACACCUGCACUAGCUGCACUCAGCGCCCCCCGGCGGAGUGGAGGACUGCCCUGGAGAAAGAGCUGCAGAGCUCGCUACGCCGCGUCCUGACCGCCCUGCUCAACUCCCGAACAUCCGCACACCUCCUGCACUGCUCUACAGCUGUAAUGAAACUGCCAGAGUUGAACCCAGAGUCGAAGGAGAGCCUGCCAUCUCUCUGCUCCCCUGUGGGUCCUGACCCUCCUCUCCUACGGGACGUGGCUCCGUCUAAGUCCCCCCCUGAUCUGGAGUCUGUGAAGAGGAAGAUGGAGAGUGGUGGCUAUAGUUCUGUGCUGGAUUUCAGCGAUGAUGUCGUGAAAAUAAUCCAGACUGCCAUCAGCUGUGAUGGGGGACAACCUGAAAACAAGAAGGCUAACAGCAUGGUGAAGGCCUUCUUCAGCCGGCAAAUGGAGCGGGUCUUUCCCUGGUUCCUGGUGAAGGAGUCCAGGUUCUGGCAGCCCGACAAAGUAUCGCCUAGCAGUGAGUUGCUUCCAGAUGCCGUUCUGCCUCCUUCUCUGGACCACAACUAUGCCCAGUGUCAGGAGCGGGAUGGGACCUCCCCAACAGAGCAGUCUCUCCUCAUGAAGAAGAUCAUCCCUGCCCCACAACCUCAGGGGCUUGGGGAGCCUGAACCCCCAACCACCCCCUCGCCAGCCCCACCCCAACACCUGCAAGACUUUGCUCAAGGGGACAGUCCUGAAGUGGUCGUACCCCCUGGUUUGAGUGACAGCCGGCAGUGUGUUCUCUGUCUGAAGUAUGGAGAUGACAACAAUAAUGAUGGCGGGAGACUUCUGUACAUUGGGCAGAACGAGUGGACUCAUGUGAACUGUGCACUGUGGUCAGCUGAGGUGUUUGAGGAUGAUGACGGCACCCUGAAGAACGUUCACACGGCAGUUGCACAUGGGAAGCAGUUGCGCUGUGAGUUGUGUAAGAGGUCUGGUGCAACCAUGUGCUGCUGUGUGUCUGGCUGCAGCAGUAAAUUCCACUUCAUGUGUGCACGGAGGCAACAUUGCGUCUUCCUGGAGGACAAGAGGAUGUACUGCUCACGGCACCACAACCUCAUCAAGGGGGAGGUUGUAUCAGAAUCUGGGUUUGGCGUGACACGGAGGAUCCUUGUGGAUUUCGAGGGGAUAAACCUGCGGAGGAAGUUCCUAAGUGGUGUGGAUCCAGAGAGUGUCCAAAUUAUGAUUGGUUCCAUGACCGUUGACUGCUUGGGAACACUGACAGAGCUGUCUGACUUUGAGCACCAUCUAUUUCCCAUUGGAUACCAGUGUUCAAGAGUUUACUGGAGCACUGUAGAUGCCCGCAGGCGCUGUGUGUACACCUUCAGGAUCCUGGCAUGUGGCCCUCUCCUGGUGGAUCCUGUCUCAGGGUCAGUAUCAACAAUCUCCAGCGAGCCCCCAUGGUCGCUGGAAGGCACAGCUGAAGAUGCUACCUGGCGAGGGUCCUCCAGCCUGCUGGUCUUUUCCUCUACGUCCACAAGUCCAGAUAGUUCAGAAUCUGAGUCUGCACAUCACCUCCCUGCUCAUCACUGUGAGGAUGAUAAGGAUGGUCCUGAGGAAGGUGAGGAGGAUGGCAGUGCUGCUGAUGACAACCAUGAGGAUGACAGUGAUGAAUCUGGUUCUGCAAAGCGGCGAUACCCUCGGCGCAGUGCUCGUGCACGCUCCAACAUGUUCUUUGGCCUUACACCUUUUUACGGUGUGCGUUCUUACGGAGAGGAAGAUGUGACCUUUCACUGCCAUGGAGAAACCUGUGAGCAGAAGCCGGCUGGGGGUAGGAGCGGCGAGCUCUCUGCAGAAGAGCAGGUGGACAGGACAAAUAAUAUGAGCUCCUCUUCUUCUGAGGGGAGUGAGGAAGAUGAGGAGAGUAUUGGUGAAAGCCCCAAAAAAGAUGCCUUCUAUUAUAACUUUACCCGCACUAUCCUCAGCCCUGGGGUUGAGCAGACCGUGGGCAGGAUGCCAGAGCUCCACAGCUUCCUGAAGAAAGAAGCAGGAGCUAAGGAGACAAAAAGGGAAGAGGCUGGAGGCUCAGGCAAGAGCUCAGGCCAGCCAAGGAUCAGCCAGCUGGAUGGAGUUGAUGAUGGCUCUGAAAGUGAUGCCAGUCUGAGUGCUGCCGGCAUGAAUGCCACAUCCACCACAUCUACCUCAAAAAAGAGCGCUCGCAAGAGGAAGGCCAAGGAGGGUCGGGUGGAAAAGCAGGACGGAAGCGGCAGCAGCGGAAAUAGUGGUGGCCGUGGAAACAAUGGAGGCCGUAGCCGCAGCAGAAAGAGUCCAAAAGAGAGCUCUCUCUCACUAGGCAGUGGGAAGUCACAGGGACAGGGUUCCCUGGAUGCUCAGUUGUCUCUCAGCACCGACCUCCUGAAGUCAGACUCUGAUAACACCAACAGUGAUGACUGUGGGAACAUCCUACCCUCUGACAUCAUGGAAUUUGUGCUCAAUACACCAUCCAUGCAGGCCUUGGACCAGCAGCCUGAGUCCUCGUCCUCUCAACUGCUGUCCCUAGAUGAGGGAUUUAGUCUUGAUGGAAACCGGGGGAAAGAUAUGAGCCUCUUUGAAGAUUUCCCUCAGCAGCUGCCCAGCACCACGUCAGCCGAGAGAGGAGCCUCUGUAUCAGGGGAUGAACCAUACCUCCCUCUGGAGUUGCCAUCUGACCUGUCUGUGCUCACCACUCGUAGCUCCUCAGUGACCAGCCAGAACCCUCAGCCAGACCAGCCAGAGCCUACCAGCCACCCCAUCAUAUCACUGCCAACUGAUGAUUCCACUGUGGAGAAAGUAAGCAAUAAGCAGACUGGAGGGAACAAUGAAAACCAACAAAGUGGUCUUGGAAGUGGAGAUCCACCGGCUGUAGAGGGUAGCAUCACCUCAAGUCACAUAGAUGCUAAUCUCAUCACAAGCCCAUCCAGUGGUGAAGUGUUGGAAUCGGCCAGCCAUGAGGUGACUGGGACCUCUGGAACAUCUGGUUUGCAAGGUCUUCAGAAACAGAAGUAUGUACCUGCUACUACAGGUAGUUCAGGCUCUGCCCAGGUGGCUAGCACUGCAGUUCAGCCCACUCACUUGAAGCCAGGUACAGAAAAUGUAAUUGUGGUGAAUCAGCACCUGCAGCCCCUCUAUGUACUGCAGACAUGUCCUGGUGUCACCCAGAAGAUCCAGAUUGCUCCUUCAGUCACUACAGCUGCAGUUAUUGAUACCAGGUCCUCCCUCAUUAGCUCCAUGACAGGAGGUUUGACUCUUACUGCAGGCCUGCACACUGGGAUUCCAGCACCUCAGUCCAUGUUUCCCCCUGGGAGUAAAGGGCCAAUACCUAUAUCACACCACCCUCAAAUCCACACUUUCACCGGUACUGCACAAACGGCGUGCCAGUCUAUGCCCAGCACAUCAUCAAGCCUGCUCAUUGGGGUUCACCAUAAUGACCCCCGCAUACUGGUGUCUGAGGCUGGGCAGCACCCUGGUCUUGCUCCUAAUUCUGCAAUUGUCUCCUGCAGCUCAUCCUUACCCUCUUCCACACAAAACAAGAAGCGCCCAAUUUCCCGCCUCCAGCCACGCAGGAGCAGGAAGCUGGCUCGAUCCCAGAACCAGCCGUCUAACAUGACUCUCAUCAACUUAUCCCCCAUGCAGAUUACUGCUGGAAUCCCAGCACAAUCUGAACGAGUAGAACUGGGCACGCUGACUUCAGCUGCCGCUGCACCACACCGGAAAGUCCCCAACAUCAUCAAGCGGCCUAAAUCAGGGGUCAUGUACUUUGAGCCACAAACUCUGCUGUCACACGGAGUGUCAGUUUCCGGUGCACAGCCUGUUGUCCUAGGGCACGAGCCCCCUGCACAGCUGCUGCCCUGUACUGUAUCUGGACUGAACCCUAAUCAACCCCUGCUGAACGUGCUGUCCGUUCCUGCAGGUAGCGCCGGCAGCCUCAUAAGCACGUCGGCUCUCUCUACGCCCAUCAGCGGCUUGCUCCUCAAAGCUAGCCAGCAGAGCGUGGGUCUCCCCGACCACCAGAUGAUACUGCAGCCAGGGGCCUCUAUUAUUCCACAACUGAGCAACACUACCCAGACACCAGUUGCCAGCAGCAUCUGCGUGCUGCCUCCCACUCAACUGCCCCCCCGUCAGACCCUCAGCAUUCCUGCAGCUCGGCACGGAGCUCAGCAGCUACAGCCAGCCAACAAACUACAACCUGCUGCUGAUCACAGCACGACCACCCAGAGAUCUGUACUGCUCAGCCCUGACAGGGUCUCUUCCCAGGGUUCCCAAACUAAAGACAUCUCCUGGGCCACAGACCAGCAGCAAGCAUGCAAAACGGUGACCGCUGCAGGGGCAGCUCCACUCUCUGGGAAAGGGAGGCAGAAAGGGAAAAGGACUCGGCACAGCUCUGAUGAAGCAGGAGGCAAGAAGCGCAAGACCUGCCCUGCUGAUCACCCCAGUGAACAGCCAGGAGAACCCAACCAAGGCAGCUGCUCUUCCUCCACAUCUGGAUGGCGGGACCCAGUCGCCCUUGAUGCCAUGGAUACUGAGAAACCCAAGGAGAGGGAGGUGAAGAGGGGGAAGAUGCUGCAGAAGAACCCCAAGUCCACAGCUCUGGGUCCCCGGAAGGAAGAAAGAGCCCAAUCAUCGAGCAGUGAACGGAGGCUACUGUUUGAGAUUUGCAGUGAUGACGGCUUCCAGGUCCGCUGUGAGACCAUCGAAGAAGCCUGGAAGUCCCUGACGGAUAAAGUCCAGGAGGCACGCUCACAUGUUAAUCUAAAGGAGCUUUGCUUUCAAGGAGCAAAUGGGCUACGGAUGUUGGGUUUGGUACAUGAUGCUGUCAUCUACUUCGUGGAGCAGUUGCGUGGAGCUCAGUACUGCCGCAACCACCGAUUCCGCUUCCACAAGCCUGCAGGAAUGGGUGACCUGCCUGUCAACCCCCAUGGCUCCGCUCGUGUUGAACAGCACCAUAGGAAAUCAUUGGUUGACAUGUUUAACUUCCUGGCAUCCAAACAUCGUCAUCCCCCACCAUAUCAGCACCAGGAGGAGGAGGCGCAUCCAAAGUCUGCUCGGUGGGCCAAACUCUCCAAUGUGGACCUGCCUCUACCAAUGAGGCUCAGACGCUUGAAGAAGGCAUCCAGGAAAGCUUUAGGGGUCUACAGAUCAGCCAUCCAUGGCCGGGGUCUAUUUUGCCGGAGGAACAUUGAAGCAGGAGAGAUGGUGAUUGAGUACUCGGGAACUGUCAUUCGCUCCGUCCUUGCUGAAAAACGCCAGAGGUAUUAUGAGGGCAAGGGAAUUGGCAGUUACAUGUUCCGCAUUGAUGACUAUGAAGUAGUGGACGCUACCAUGCAUGGCAAUGCAGCCCGUUUCAUCAACCAUUCCUGCGAGCCCAACUGCUUCUCACGCGUCAUCAACAUCCAGGGCCACAAGCGCAUCAUCAUCUUCGCCCUGCGCAACAUCUACAGGGGCGAAGAAAUCACUUACGACUACAAGUUCCCUACCGAGGCGCCUGGCCACAAGCUUCCCUGCAACUGUGGGGCUAAGACAUGCCGCAAAUUUCUCAACUGACAUCUCGCCCUCUCUGCGUACUAACGUGAGGUCUCCCUUCUGUCCCUGCAGUUGUCUGACCUCUCAGGAAAAGGGGGGUACUUAACCCUGCUUUUCCUGUUCUGUACACGGAGGGGCUUCAAAUGGAGUUCACAAGGUAACUGACCAGCACGCCCUUAUUUUUGUGGGAAGAGGGUGGUGGAGUUUAUACUGUGAGAGGCCUUUGCUUCACGAGGGGACUACAAGAGGCAAAUUCGUUUGCAACCAAAUUGGAUAUUUUUUCAUAUUUUCACCAAAGUGCAUUUUUGUAGCAGGGAAGCUAGUUGCUUUUCGAUCAGAAGAAAAAGGAAUAACCAGCCUUUCCCCUCAGAAGCAUCUCCCUGUUUGAAUGUAUUUUGCUUACUGCCCAAAACAUCUGAUUUGGGGUCAGCACAACCGUAAUCCAAUGCCGAAUGAUAAUGUGAAAAAAAUCUAAAACUGAUUUAGCAUCAGCACCUAAGAGCAGACUCCAUUUUCACCAGAGUUCCCAGAGGGAAAAGGAGCUAUGCUGGGUUUUAUUUAAAAUAUCAGUUGUGUAACAAAAACACUGUAAAUAUUAAUUCAUAAUUCUAUGGACAAAGUAGUCUCAAAUAUGGAAUUUUAGACAUUAGAGGGAGCAACAGUCCUUGGUGUUAGACUUGUAACAAGAAGUGUGUUUGUUCUCUUUUAAAGUCAUAUUGAUGUUGUUUAUAGUGAUAUCCAUGUGUGUAAAAAAUGUCCUUACUAGAUGAUACUAGGCUGAGAAUAAGGCAGUGGACAAAAUCCCAGUUCUUGCCACUGACUGCCUGUUGACUGGAUUAGCCUUAAUUGUUCAGGAACAUGUUUUUUUUUUUUUUUCAGUUUUGCCUUUAUGCUUGUAUGUAAAUAAUGUAACACACCAAAUAAUCUGAGCCGGACACAUUACUCCUUUGCUACAAUGGAGGCAGACAAAUAGUAAAUAGUGCUAUACAAGUCUGCAUAUGCAGUGAGCUUCAUCAUAUUUGUAAUGACAUACAUUUUCCUGAUUUGGUUCUGUUCUCCUCAAUUUUAGAUUUCUAAUCAAAGAAUUCCCAUGUGGUUAAAAUGCACAUUCUCAGCUUCUUUUUAAUCUCUAGAAAGUUAAUAAACUGAGAAUGUGCACUUUAUCCACAUGUGAAUUGCAAAUCUGAAAUUGUGGAGUACUGAGCAAAAUCAAGAAAAAAAAACCCCAUUAUGUCUCUGUCCCAAACAGCUCACUGUGUACAUGUUGUUAUUAUUCUGGCAUAUUUACUCUCUGGUCUUAUUGGUUUAUGAAGCCUUUUGUAAAGUUGGCAUGUCUUCAUCACUCUGCUGUUAAAGGAACUAAAAGGUCCCUUUAUAUCAGCUCUUCAAGGGAUUCUGUCAGGAGACUUUACCUCAACAUAGGAAAUGUGAGCAUGUAUUUCAUUUGCAGUCUUUAUUGGGACUGGAGUUGUAUUGUAGUCUUAUUUUGUCUGUAUGCUUGUUUUUAUGGAUAAAGCAAAAUCAUGCUUUAUUUUUUAAAUGUAAGUAAUAUGUAUAUUUUUCUAUAGGCAAGACAGAAAAGCACUUGUCUGUGAAGAACACUUAAUGGUUUUAUAUUUUUUAAAGAAACAGUAUUUAUUUUACUGCCUUUUUUUGUAGGGAUUCAAACCAUGUCCAUAAGACAGUUAGGUCCUGGUGGCUUUUAUAUGUUGUUAUUUUUUGUAGCCUGAAUAUUCCUUUCUAUUCCAAAGAAUAAAACUGUCAACCAGGUGCUCAUACUCAAUGUUAGUCUGAGCUUGUCAGGGCAUUUUCAAACUACUGCUUUAGUACUUGUGGGAGACAUAUCAGAAUAUAAACGUUGACUUAGGACAGUAAGACAUCCUCACACGCCAGCCUUAAUAUCAGAUGAAUAUCUCAGUAUUCCCCUUAGCCACACCCAUAUUCCAUGCUUAAAUGAUUUGUGCCAUUAUUUGGAAUCCUUUGCCCUUAUUGGGAAGCAGGGCUGUUUUCGUGAACGGAAAAUAAUUUGCAUUCUGAGUGCAGCAGCACCUUUGGUCAAAAGGCCUGUUUCGAGGGCAAUGCAUAUAAUUUUUGUAAUGAGUUAUAUUUUUUUAUGAAAAUAUAUUUCACUAUCACAUAUAUUAGGCACUACCACUGAAGGUGGGCAGGGGAGAGUGUGGCUCAGUUGUUCUAUAAUAUGCACUGAAUCACAAGCCUGUUGCCUUUGCAUGGCUGGGUGCUGCUAUGCUCGAUAAUAUUGAGUGUGUUUUAUGUUUAUUUGUUUUUGUGGACAGAUGGCUGAUACUUCAGCCAGGUAAAGCACUGCAGUGCUUAGCUGUAGCCCAGUGUCCCACAGCAAGGGCCUUCCUGUCCACUUUUAUUUUUGUUGUUUAUUCAUGCAAAGCUGUUGUGGACCAUGGGAUGAGUGCCUGUCAGUGAUAUUUGCCGACACAUUUGUGCCACAGUUGUAUUCUGCUUCCUGUCCAUGGUAAAGACUGCAACCUCACUCAGAAAGGAGCCAUGGCGUCUGUUACACACUCACACAGUGAUGUCCUUUUAUGAUUUAUGAAGCAUUUCACUGGUUCCUUUUCUUUAUUUCAUAACAGAACAGUACUAUUGCUGAGUGUAUAUUUUAUGCUAAAGUUGCAACACAGCCAGUCUGAACCCAGAUUGAACUCAGAACAUGGCACAUGUUUAGUUGUCACAAACAAAACAUUCUUGGCAAGAAAAUGUUAAAAACUGAUCCUUGCCGCACUGCCCUUAUAUGAGAUUAUGCUCUACUUACAAAGCAAGCACUUGACUUUUAUUACUUAGUACUUAAGACCAGAGUCACCAUGUAAAUGUACCUUAAGGGGUCUGUGCUCUGGGGCUGCUGGGUGGCUCACCCUGUUAAGGCUCUGUUCCAGUGUAUGGAUGAGCCCUUCGGUCACACAUGCUUGUGUGUUCCCUUCCAAAUCGAGGUUGUAAUGAGCCUUGCAGUGUAAGCAUGAUUGGGGACAUCAAAUUAGUGAGAAAAAGGGGGAAGGGAAACAUGAAAAAAUGCUUGUACUCUGUUGUAUUGUUGCUUUUUUAAAAUUUUGUUGCCUAUAUUGUUCUGUGGUAACAGAUUAUCCAUUUAAUGUGUGGAAAUUAUUAUUUAACGCCAAUGUUUAAUUGCUUACAUCGCAAGUAAGCCCAACUCUUGUUAGCACCUAAUGGAUGUUUUAUUGUAUCCUUCAAAAGAAAUUGAGUCAGUGAUGUAUUAGUUGAUGUGUUAAUUGUUAAUUGACAAAUGUUCAUUUUUAUGUCGUUGAAUGUAUUGAUGAUUUCUGUGCUUGUGUCCACGUGUGCAUGCGUGUGUAUGUGUGUGUAUAUAAUGUGGUUGUGAACAUCCUUUUGAAGUCACGCAUUUUUAUCUUACUUUGUUGUCGUAUGGAAUGCAUUUCUGUUCUUUUUUAAAUUUAUAGCAGGGAUUUUAGACUGCUUUCUUAAAGCCUGCCAAGUAUUGUUCUACUCGCACAUCUCCGAUUUGCUUCUCUCCAUUUUCUUGAACUUUCGUGUAGUGUUACAUAAACCGGGAAUAACAAUAUUUAUUUCGGGAAACAUUUAAUAACUAUCAUUGACGUCACAGGUUACAGUUUGUGUCUGGCCUAAACAGGACAAGCUUUCUUUAUAAUAGUUCCUUUGUUCCAGAGGAAAUGUAUAGUAACUGGCUUAAUGGAGACUGGUUGGAGCAGCUUGAAAACAUGGUCUCAAAGGAUUCCCGUGGCCUUGUUUUGAUGUUUUUAUCAUGGACACUCCUUCAUCUUGCCUUUCCAUGAGAAUGACGAUCAUGUUGCUGACGACAGUAAUGGUAGUUCCUUUGGACCGGGUUGUCAGGAAAAACCACUGAAAAUAAUUUCCCAAGGUACUGAAGCUACUUAAGGACUGAUUGUAAGAUUAAAAGGCUUGUACAUAGCUGUAAAAAGAAGUGUUUUUUUUAUUUUCUGUGCACUUUUUUAUUUAAGUGAUAGUUUAAAUAAUAAACAUGUCUGUUUUAAA
Molecule: messenger RNA, 13719 nt
Organism: Conger conger (European conger)
Lineage: Eukaryota; Metazoa; Chordata; Actinopteri; Anguilliformes; Congridae
Gene: kmt2a
Product: lysine (K)-specific methyltransferase 2A
Exons: 33
Coding region: 1-9720 (3239 amino acids)
Biological process (GO): positive regulation of DNA-templated transcription
Cellular component (GO): nucleus; histone methyltransferase complex
Molecular function (GO): zinc ion binding; DNA binding; protein binding
Source: RefSeq, a predicted model, not a curated record